AAAAUGAUGGAAUGAGCGAUGAGGAUAUAAUUAUUAACGAAUAAUCUUUCUGGCCGCCGGUUACGAAACGACUUCAUCUUUGUUGUCAAUGGCGACACACUCACUAGCUGCGUAUCCAGACUGCCAGAACCGACUUUCUUCGGAGAUCCAUGACGUCAUUGGUCAGAGAGAUGACGCUAUCAGUUAUGAUAAAAUUCUGAGUAUGGAAUAUUUGGAUAUGUUUCUCCAAGAGACAUUGCGAAUGUAUCCGCCAGCGGGACGCUUUAACCGUCAACCAAAUCAAGAUGUUGAGAUAAAAGGACUUAAAUUACUUAAAGGGGAAGAUGUAACGUUUUCUACGCAUGCGCUCCAUAGAAAUCCGCUUUUCUGGUCGGAACCGGAUAGAUUUGAUCCCGAGAGGUUUGCUUCUCACAGCAAAGACGCCAUUGUUCCGUACAGUUUUAUUCCGUUUGGUGCUGGUCCGAGAAAUUGCGUUGGGAUGAAACUGGCGUUAGCGGAAGUGAAGAUGGCAAUUGUUCGUCUGCUGCAACAUUCACGUAUUGAAAGGUCUCCUAAUUUUAGCGUACCUCCGGAAAUAACUACUAAAGGGGGAAUUCUUAGACCAAAAGAUGGACUCUUUGUUAAAGUGGUUAGACGAUAGAGCGAGCGUUACGAUUCUUUUGUUUCAUGCUUGUGUGAAAUUCAGUAUAGUGCAUUUUAAUCGACCUCGCGGGGCGGGGUUUCGCGACAGUCCGCUGCAUUAUUACGCAGGCUAUGUAGUAUAUUUGGCAAUCUGAUUUCUUAUGCCUUGGCCAUCUACCUUAAAUCGUAACCACUGUAGCUGUACCUACUUUGCUCGUUUUUUUGAGAUUAUAAUUAUUUGCAUAAGCAAAAAAUUAACUCUGCCCCGCCAGGUCAAAUAAAACGCACUAUAAUAUUUUAGUAUUUGGCUUGUUUUCUAUGCUUUUAUUUUUAGACUGUUUGAAUAAUGACAAAAAGACUGGUCUCGUAUUCAUUAUUCUCUUUUCAAAUAAGGAAUAAGGAACUAAUUCCUGUAAAAUGAUAAGAAGAAUAUGUUAGAUCAUAAGAUAAGCAUGUAAGCCGGAGAAGAUAAGAUGAUAUUAUUUUACCAGAUUUAUAUACCGCCUUUUUCAUGAUAAACACGCUAAAAAGCGCUUUACAUAGCGCAAGCGCAGCCACACAUUGCGCGAAAUUCAUCCUCUACUAAUACAGACACAAAGAGAUCUGAACAGAGGAUAAGAGUGAGAUAAAGCCCCCAGAACAAAUAGAGAGAAAUCCAUUUUAGAUACAGGCCUGGCUGGCUAACUUAGCAUAGCUCUUUGCGAAUAGACAGUCUGGUUCUCGGUGUAUAGCAACGAUACACGCGAAGCCGUCUUUCCUGGGAAGAACCAGUACAGGCCUCUUAGAUCAUAAAACAAAAACAAAAAAUAGAACAGAAGAAUGAAACCACAACUAUUUUAUCUGCAGUUAAGAUCAAAUGUUGAAGUAACUGACAACAAUCAGAUUUGCUAGUGAAACAAUAAAUGUCAGUGCUGUCCUACAAUU
This is a messenger RNA of Mercenaria mercenaria, 1545 nucleotides long. RefSeq names its product cytochrome P450 3A13-like. NCBI's taxonomy places the organism in Eukaryota, Metazoa, Mollusca, Bivalvia, Venerida, Veneridae. Gene Ontology annotation, molecular function: heme binding; iron ion binding; oxidoreductase activity, acting on paired donors, with incorporation or reduction of molecular oxygen. The coding region runs from base 89 to 640 and encodes 183 amino acids. The record is from RefSeq and is a predicted model, not a curated record. The transcript has a single exon.